Messenger RNA from [Torrubiella] hemipterigena, 2819 nucleotides. NCBI's taxonomy places the organism in Eukaryota, Fungi, Ascomycota, Sordariomycetes, Hypocreales, Clavicipitaceae. The record is from the annotation of a GenBank genome assembly.
GCUUCCUUCUCUGUCCAACAAUUCUCUCUUCUCCGUCUUCCUUCUAUUUUGGCCAGUCAAUUUCAUUGCUGUUCAAUUCCUCUUCAAAAUGUCUCUCUCCAACAAGCUCUCCAUCACCGACGUCGACGUCAAGGGCAAGCGUGUCCUCAUCCGUGUCGACUUCAACGUCCCCCUCGAUGAGAACAAGAACAUCACCAACAACCAGCGCAUUGUCGGUGCCGUCCCCACCAUCAAGCAUGCUCUCGACAACGGCGCCAAGUCCGUUAUCCUCAUGUCCCACCUUGGCCGCCCCAACGGUGCCGUCAAUGCCAAGUACUCCCUCCAGCCCGUUGUUGCUGAGCUCGAGAAGCUGAUUGGCAAGCCCGUCACCUUUGCCCCCGACUGCGUCGGUCCCGAGGUCGAGGCUAUUGUCAACAAGGCUGAGGACGGUGCCGUCAUCCUCCUUGAGAACCUGCGCUUCCACAUUGAGGAAGAGGGCAGCUCCAAGGACAAGGACGGCAACAAGGUCAAGGCCGAGAAGGACAAGGUCGAUGCUUUCCGCAAGGGCCUCACUGCUCUCGGUGACAUCUUUGUCAACGAUGCCUUUGGCACUGCUCACCGUGCCCACUCCUCCAUGGUCGGUGUCGAUCUUCCUCAGAAGGCUGCUGGUUUCCUCAUGAAGAAGGAGCUCGACUACUUUGCCAAGGCUCUCGAGUCCCCCCAGCGUCCUUUCCUCGCCAUCCUCGGUGGUGCCAAGGUCUCCGACAAGAUCCAGCUCAUCGACAACCUUCUCGACCAGGUCAACACCCUCAUUGUCUGCGGUGGCAUGGCCUUCACCUUCAAGAAGGUCCUCGACAACAUGGCCAUUGGCAACUCUCUCUACGAUGAGGCCGGUGCCCAGACCGUCCCCAAGCUCAUGGAGAAGGCCAAGGCCAAGAACGUCAAGGUUGUCCUCCCCGUCGACUACAUCACUGCCGACAAAUUCGACAAGGACGCCAACACCGGCUACGCUGCCGACGCCGACGGUAUCCCCGACGGCUGGAUGGGUCUUGACUGCGGUGCCAAGUCCGCUGAGCUCUUCAAGGCUGCCAUUGACGAGUCCAAGACUAUCCUCUGGAACGGUCCCGCCGGUGUCUUCGAGUUUGAGAAGUUCGCUACCGGCACCAAGGCCACCCUUGACGCUGCCGUUGACGGCUGCAAGAACGGCAAGAUUGUCAUCAUUGGUGGUGGUGACACCGCCACCGUCGCUGCCAAGUACGGUGUUGAGGACCAGCUUAGCCACGUUUCCACCGGCGGCGGUGCCUCCCUCGAGCUCCUCGAGGGCAAGGAGUUGCCUGGUGUCACUGCUCUGUCGAGUAAGUAAAUUGCCAGCCCGUUUGGUUGUAGCGCGACCUUGGCCCUGGCAAAUGGUUUACAAGUCCAUAGGCCUGCAGGUAGCGCGUCUUUGAGCGGCUCGUCCCAUUCAAGGGAGACAAAAAGAGAAGGAAAGAAAAUAUAUAUAGAGCAGACGGAAUCCCACGUCUGAAUUAGUGAAGCAAAAUGAGCAUAUUUUUUUGACAUGAUUUGUAUUUUUAUGCAUGGUGUAUUGUUGUGGUUUUCAUUUCUAGUCGUAAAAAGCAUCCUAUCCCAACACCCCGUUGCCAUAUUUAUCUUUUACACUGCAAUCCCGCUCCUCAUCUUCUCUUUGCCGCCUCGACCUUCUUCAACUCCUCCCUAUUGUAUUUGUUAGCAUAAAUCCUUUUGUCUGACGGCCGUCUCCCGUUCUCGGUGCUCGUCUCGUCAUUCGGGCAUCCGCAUCUGAACAUACUUGAGUUGUGUUGAAAAGUCGUCUGUUGUGUCAUCAUCAUCCCAGCUCUCCUCCCAGAGAUGCUUUGUCUCGCUGUUGCUUUGCGCAGCCUCGGUCUGCUCUUGUGGCCAGUCUAUGGGUAGACAUGAUGUUAGCGCUCAGUCCAGCAGAUGCCAGAAGGGUCCUUGAUUGGCGUGGUUGUAGAUGAUAUUUCAGCAGCACUUGCUUGCUCUGCAUCCCAUCACACAAACCGCCUUGGUCAAGUGGCAAGACAAGUGUACGAACCAUCAACGGGGAAAUCCUCAAACUCGUCGUCCUCGCCCUGCGCAAUCGUGGCCUUGGUGUCCUUGGUCUCGGGGGCGGCUGCAGCGGGCUUGUCUUCUACUUUUGCGUCGGAAGCCAUGGUCGCGGUGUGUAUGUCGCACAGAAGAUGUCAAUUCUUGUGCCGGUUGUCGGAUUGGAGUUGCGGCGUUGGAGAUGCGUUGCGUGCUGCUGCUAUCGUGGCGGGCGGGCAGCGAGCGACGCUGAGGUGAGCUAGGCUGCCGGAGCUGCGAAUCGAUGGCGGGGCGGAAGAAUGCUGCGCCGACGUCGGGCUCAAGGGUAGCAAUAGGCCGUCGGCAUGGCAAAAUAUUUGUAAGCAGCAGAAAGACUUCUUUGGGGGCAUUAAAAUAUAAAUAUAAUAUUUCAAAAGACUAUUGGAGAAUUUUAACACUUUUUAAUUUUUAAAAUACGAAAUGCUGGUAAAGGCGGUUGAGUUUGGACUGUUUUCCUGAUUUCUACUUCCUUCAUCUUGUAAGUGUAGCCAAUGAGAUGCACCUUCAGGUCCUACCUUGCUGAGAAGAAGACAUUACUAAAUAGGAUUUAACGCUGAAAAUAUUAGUUUAGGAAAUUAAGCCCUCUUUAUUGAUAGAUACAUCAUUUUUAGUAACGAAGGACGAACUCUCGUCACAAGAGUGUCAUCAUCUGGUACCCAUGAGCGAGACACGCGAUAAACAGGCUCUAUAAAUCGAAGGUGAAAUGGACUGUACUCGUAGCAAGACUUAGCGACGGCAGU